UGUGUUGAUAAAAAAAACGAGCUAAGCUGACCAGCAAGGCGUUUGUGGAAGUUGCCCCUGCUGUUUGCAUGCAGCCUGACAAGCGUGGAACACCUGAACCUCCCAGAAGUCGUACGAAAUACAUGAACGUCUCCUACAUGUCCUAGUCUGCGUAUCUGGAGACGCAGCUAGCACAGUCAGUAACCCCCAAGGUAGCAGACUAGCCCUGGUCGGGACGGUAGGAGCUGCAACUGUUGGACUAGCUUCACCAGACACCGCAGACACACAGAGUCCACUUUGCAGACAUGGCAACCAAAAAGCUUCCCGUGGUUCACGUGGCAGUGGUCGGCCUCACGUCCUCCAGUUUCCCCGGUACCUCUGGCCAGGGUGCCGGAAAAUCCGUUCUCUGCAAUCGUUUCGUGCGGCCCAAGAGAGACGACCUCUGCCUCAACCACAGCAGCAUCAUGACCAACUCUGACUUUGGUUCGAGCAUGGUCAACAACGACCACCAUCUCUACUGGGGAGAGAAGAUUGCGGCUCUCGAGGACGGCUCCGUGUCCUUUCAGAUUGUGGAGCACACAGAGUUUGUCGAGGACGGUAACCUGCAGCUCUACUCCAUUGUCAAACCCUACCACAAGCGGUGCAUUCAGCAGAAGUUGGUGAGUGGAGGCAAGAUGCAGUACAUCCACCCAGACCAGCUGGCCGUGCCCGACGAAUUCUCAAACGUCGCCCGGUUCCCGGACAAGUUCACCGUGGACGGUUACAUCAUCUGUAUCGACGUCUCUGACGAUGAGUUGCCUGAGGCACAGGGCACGCAACGAGAAUUCCUGGGACGGCUUCUCCCGGCCAUUAUGGGCGUGAAAAAGGCCCAUAUCGUAGUGGCGCUCACGAAAUUCGACAUUGCCAAGGAAAAGUCUAUUGCGGCCGCAAACGAAAUCCUCUCCAAAUGCAGACGACAACCGACGGUCAUCGAGGUCUCGGCGCUGGAAGGUGUCAACAUCGACGUGUGUUUCCUAGUCCUGGCUCACCUCGUGGACUCGAGAAGACCGCGGACCCGCAUACUGGCUUUCUCCGUCGCCCACGCCAAUCUCAAGGAGAGAGUGCGCAGAAACGAGGAGAGUUUCCAGGGCCUGUUGUCCGGUAGAAUCACCGAUUUCUCUCUCCCUCUCCCCGUGGCCAGGAAGAGUCUCGAAAACGAGGUCGAGUUCCAGUUGCUGCGAGAACUGAAGGGAAUCGAUAGAGUAGACCGGCUCAUCCGAGCACAACUCAAAUACCUCAAAGAAGGCGUCAUCAAAUCGAAAACGACCGAUUUUCUCGACCACAUACGAGCAUCUCUCGAGUUAUUCCUGGUGAAUCUCUCGCUGGAAGACACGUCAGAGACAUGCGUGGAGUUGAUUCGCAAGCACGAAAAGUUCUCGGCAUAUUUCACGGAGAAUGCAGAGUGGAGGGACGACGCCCAGUUUCUGAAACAGGAGCAAACGACACAGGUACCGUUCAGUCUCCUCGGGAGAGAAGGAGGGACUGAAGUUGCUCCAGGAGAGAAUCGAUGUGGUUCUGGCUCCACUGAGGAAACAGGUUGCCUGCGACAAGAUAUCCUCUGCACUCCAGACUGCCUCAAACCUCAUACCAGGGUCGAGAAUGGAAGAUGUGUUGAAGGAGCUCGGGGUGGCCGACCAGCUGCAGCUCAUCUCUCCUACAAAGGCCCACCAUAUCUUCCAGGAAAGAAUGGCACUGGUAGAGCAGGAGUGUGUGGUAGACAUCAUCGAGCUCCUGUUGGAGCAUCCUCGUCUCUUCACCCUCUCAGAGGAGGUGGCUCUGGCAACCGUCCACGAACAACUGAAGGAUGACAGACGGUACCAGAGACUGGUGUGGGUGGAGCAGCGCAGAACCUCGGCCAUCAUCAAACAUAUAGGAGUCAUGAAGUGGCCAGACAAAGGUCCAUUUGCAGUGUCACCCAUACUAGAUGCCCAGUCACUCCUCAAGUAUGGAGCUCCCAGUCAGGAGGACCUGGCCAGGCGACACAGUCUGUUUGAGUACACCGACAGUGACACCAGCAGUAGCCAGUCAGACUGCUGGAGCCUGAACCAGAAAAACCGGUCCUUCUGUCUGGCCAUUCUGGGGAGCACCUCCGAGAACGCCCUCACUCUUCGCAGUGACUUCAUGAACCACAUGAGUGGGUCUGGGGAGUGUGAGGUGAGAGGGGUCAAGUACCAGAUGGAGCUGACCGUCCACCACGGCUCCAUCACCUCUCUACAAUCAUCAUCCUCCUCCUCACAACCACAAGGGGCCGUUGUCGUGGUGAACUCUGAGAAAUGCCUGCUCUGGCUGGAGAAUGUGUUGCAGUCGCUAUGGAUACCGAGGGGUGACACACCCACUCCAUAUCGGGGGUUGCCCCUGGUGAUAUUAGCCCUCGACGACUCAAUUCCAGACAGUAAGUUGCCGGAGAAACACACACUUAUCCACAGUAUAUAUAAGAAUGUGGCAUUCGAUUCAUGCAUGAAAAGCUUCUCCUAGUAUUGACUAUAUAUAAUAUAUACACCACUGUA
Messenger RNA from Geodia barretti, 2525 nucleotides. The record is from the annotation of a GenBank genome assembly. Lineage: Eukaryota; Metazoa; Porifera; Demospongiae; Tetractinellida; Geodiidae.